AUGUAAAGGUGAAAGGUGAACAUCCGGGCAUUGCAAGGUGUUGUGCGUCCGCCAUUUUGCGUGGGAAGAACCUCGUCGACUCAUACUAGAGUCAGAGUCGGUCUUUUUUUACACCACAUUGUUCCUAGAACUUAUUAGUCAGGUCAAGAUACAGUCAUGGGACGGAAGAAGAAGAAGCAAAUGAAGCCUUGGUGCUGGUAUUGCAACAGGGAGUUUGAAGAUGAGAAGAUUCUUAUGCAGCACCAGAGAGCAAAGCACUUCAAGUGUCAUAUAUGUCACAAAAAGUUGUACUCGGGACCGGGGUUAGCAAUUCACUGUGUACAGGUACAUAAAGAAACAGUCGAUGCAGUACCAAACUCCUUACCAGGGAGAGCGGACAUCGAGUUGGAAAUCUACGGGAUGGAGGGGAUUCCAGAAAAGGACCUGAAGGAGCACGAACGACAGAAAAUAGCUGACGAGGCAGCAGAAGCGGGAGGGGCGGGGCCGGUACCAAAGAAACCGAAGACAGACGCGGGAGAGGGAACAUCGUCGCAGCCGCAGGGCCAGAUGCCCACGCCAGCUGCGUCCAUGGCACCUGGGCCUGUUCCAGGUGUUCCACCUGCCAUGCAGCCCAUGCCAGGAAUGCCGAUGAUGCCCCCUCCCAUGCCAGGUAUGAUGCCAGGACAGCCGGGUGCCCACGGUAUGCCUGCUCACAUGGGCAUGCCUCCCAUGGUACCAGGCAUGCCCCCUAUGAUGAUGGGCAUGCCACCAAGACCGGGGAUGCCUAUGGGUCCAAUGGGACCUAUGGGGCAUAUGGGGGUUCCCCCCGGCAUGGUUCCCCCCAUGCACGGACACGGGAUGCCCGGACCAGGGGGCCACGGGGCCAUGCCCCCCUCCUCCCAACCCCCCAACAUCCCCCCCACAUCACAACCCCCCUCAACGUCGGCACAACAGAUGCAGCAACCCCCUGCGAAACCCCUGUUCCCUGCUGCUGCACCGACCACCACAAGUACCACAGGUCCUGUUGGCGCUGACUUCAAACCGCUGAACGCGCCGUCAAACAUCGGCCCCCAGAAACUUCCCCCGGCAGUCUCCACGGCGGCACCCCCGGCAACGAGCGCCCCGCCCAACCCUGCACAGAAGGCCACGGUCUCGGCCGCACCCAGCAUCUCCAAACCUUCCACGUCUGGUGGGUCCACGGGAGGGUCCACCAAGCUCAUGCACCCCGAACCAGAGGACGUCUCACUGGAGGAGAGAAGAGCCCAGAUGCCGAAGUACAACCGACAGAUGCCGCCCGUCUCCGUGCACGCGCCGGCCUCCACCUCAGCUCCGGUGCAGAUGCCCGGCCAACACUCCGCGCCGCCUGUGUCCGCACACUCCAUGGGGGGUCCUCCCGGUCACGGCAUGGCGCCACCGGGUCACGCCGGGCCGCCUUUCGGAGGUAAUAUGAUGCCGCCCGGUAAUAUGCCGCCGAACAUGCGGCCGCCGAUGCCACCGCCAAUGGGCCAUCCAGCAGGAAUGGCUGGGCCUCCGCCGCAGGGGAUGGGCAUGGGGCCAGGGGGGAUGCCGUUUGGUGGCCCCCCUCGUGGACCCCCCAACAUGCCUUUCCAGGGGGGUCCGGGUAUGCCCCCUGGAAUGAGACCGCCAAUGAUGGCACCCCAGGGCCGGUACUAGCAGAGGCAGCGCUGCGACGACGUUUUCGUGCACAGUUAAGUGCCUGUACUGUAUCCAGUGGAGGAACAUUAUUGCAGCAGAAACACAGAAGAAGGGACAAAGCUU
Molecule: messenger RNA, 1758 nt
Organism: Branchiostoma belcheri (Belcher's lancelet)
Lineage: Eukaryota; Metazoa; Chordata; Leptocardii; Amphioxiformes; Branchiostomatidae
Product: BUB3-interacting and GLEBS motif-containing protein ZNF207-like
Exons: 9
Coding region: 157-1653 (498 amino acids)
Cellular component (GO): nucleus
Source: RefSeq, a predicted model, not a curated record